Molecule: messenger RNA, 350 nt
Organism: Haliotis rufescens (red abalone)
Lineage: Eukaryota; Metazoa; Mollusca; Gastropoda; Lepetellida; Haliotidae
Exons: 4
Coding region: 38-298 (86 amino acids)
Source: RefSeq, a predicted model, not a curated record
GUAAUCUGUCUCUUCUCUUCAAUAGAAAUCUGCAGUCAUGAAGAUCUUUGUCGUCGCCCUUGUCCUCCUACCCCUUGUGUACUGCAGCUUCAUUGACCAGUUUGCACACAUCUUCGAUGUCAGUGAGCUGAAGGGUGUUGUCCAGAAGAUCGCUGACACCAUCGGAUCUGACGCCACCGAGGCUGCUUGUGAGAGUGAGUGCGCCACCAUCCUGCACAACAACGCUCUCCUAUCCAGUGGUUGUGACCUCGUCUGCAGAUCCUUCCAGUCCCUCGUCAGCCACUUCCACAUCGCCUAGACCUGGGCACCGGUUCCAACAUUGUCACACUAAUAAAACUGUAAAAAAACUA